Messenger RNA from Neurospora hispaniola, 2004 nucleotides. RefSeq lists its product as uncharacterized. Bases 349 to 1842 code for a protein of 497 amino acids. The transcript has 2 exons. NCBI's taxonomy places the organism in Eukaryota, Fungi, Ascomycota, Sordariomycetes, Sordariales, Sordariaceae. The record is from RefSeq and is a predicted model, not a curated record.
CAGAACUCUUAGUUCUGGUGGGAAAGAGUGACUCGAUUUUAUUAAUUGAUUGUUUGGGAGGGGCAGGCACGAGGAAGGCUGCUAUACUGGGAUUUAGGCCGCUGAGUGCGAUAUUUGGACCUCGGCUCUCUACCUCUAGGCAACAACAAUCGCCCACAUUGGCCUCAACAGCAAACGCGACUACGACGACGAGAACAACAAUAACAUCUUACAACGAGACAUUGCAAAUCAGCAUGUCGCGCAACGAGCAAAGCAAAAAUCAGAGCGCGUUCUUUUUUCUUUCCGCGUUACGGUAAUUACUCGAGCGUGUCUUCCGGUUCACACAAAGUUACUGUGUACACCAUCAAGAUGCCUCGCAAGACUCUGGGAACCCCGGAGAAACACCGCGUUUCUUCAGAAAGUCCUCGCAGUCCUUCCUUCAUGCGCAGUCUACGGAAUGCCGGCUCUCCGUCAACAUCGCCGUCAAGAAACGCUACUCGUAGUCCACGAUCGGGCAGCUUGGCCCAAGCCAUAGCUCCGCCGGCGCGAGCAGCACUUUCUCCUUCUCCUUCUCCCGAUGCCCCCGGUAGUAGCACAAGCACGCCGCGCGGGACUAGAUUCAUGGUUACGGAGGGAGGUACCACUACGGAUACAAACACAACUACAGCUACAACAGACCCCUCCAGCUCCAGUUCAAGCAUGAGAACCUCGCCCUCACCUAUACCCGCACCAAGAUCAACAACACCCACACCCACAACAACCGAAGACCUCCUCAAGCAAAAAGACGACCGCAUAGCCCACCUCGAGCUCUCGUACCAACGGACCCUCGACGCUCUCACCAACGCCUCCUCCUCGCUCUCCUCCUUCUCCUCGCUGACAUCCACCACCGCCCACGAGCUACGCCUUCUACGGCUGGAAGCCGACGCCCUCCGCGCCGAGCGCGACGAGCUCCGCUCUGACUGGAACGCCGCCCAGCAGAGCUUGCGCGAGCGCGAGGACGAGAUCCGCGACCUGCGACGGCAGAUGCGCGGGCUGAAGGAGUGGGUGAGCAAUAGCACGCGGGCGGAAGCGACGGGGGCGGCGCAGCAGGUUAGUGAUGAGGUGCUUGGGGCCGCCAUGGCGAAGCUUGGAAAUGAGUUGCAAAAUUGGGUCUUGGUGAAUUUCAGGAGGGCCAAGGUCAAGACUGAAGGGUUGGAGGGGGGGCGGAUGGAGGAGUUGGAGAAGGUGGUGCCCAUGUUUGAGGAGAUAUUAGGGAUGGGUGGCAAGAUACACUUGAUACAGAGUGUGGUGUCGAGGUUGUUGGUAGAGAUGGUAUUUCGGGCUUAUUUUGUUGGGUUGACCGGAGAGCAGGAGCGAGUGGUUAGGGAGGCAGAGGGGAUGCUUGGGGCUAUCGUGUCAACACCCGAGUCUAUCAACCAGUGGCGCGCCUUGACUCUUUCCAUCCUGAAACGGGAAGCCGACCAGAAGCUACAAGCCGAGACAGCCGCCAUUAUCGACGCCUUCGUCAACAAAACCAAUAAUCUACUAGAUGACAUCACGCAAGUCGAUACCAAAGCUAUUGAGGCACGGAAUCAGGGGCUGAGACAUCUUGUCAACGGUGCGAUCGACAUGUCACGGCUUCUCGUCGUCCAGAAAGCCAUAUUCAAGGUCAACAUGCCUGAAAUCCUGCCACAUCAACGAGUGCUUUUCGAUGCAGCCACGAUGGAAGACAUCGGUGGCGAAGACGAGGAGAGCUUGUCGGAUAGGGAAAUCUGCUGCGUCACGUUUCCAGGAAUCAUCAAACAGGGCGACGAAAGCGGUGGGCAGCUCCAAUGGACCAAUGUCAUCGCCAAAGCCAGGGUGCUUUGCAGUCCGGAAGAGUGAAGCAAUGCUGGAACGACCGAUUCGAUAAUUUCAAGCGAUUUUCUUGUCUGCCGCUUCGUGGUUGACGAGCUUGCGGUCCCAGAUGAAACGAGCUAAAGUUCGCGAGCGAAUCCGGCAUCAAGAUCAACAGAUUAACAACUCCUGCUCGGUGCGAUUACUGGC